AUGUUUGUCCAAACACUGGUAGGAGCAGCCCGGGUGUGGUGGGAUAGCCUGCCCGUCGGGGAAAUCGAUAGCUUUGAAGAUCUAGAGGCCAAAUUCACGUUGCAAUUCAGCCAACAGAGAAGGCACACAAAGGAUCGAAAUGAACUCUUGCACAUUCGUCGGCGAGACAAUGAAACGGCGGAGAAUUUCAUCGUUAGAUUCAACAAAGAAAGCUUGGCAAUCCCAGGUGUCACAAAUGAUCUAGCGUGUGGAGCUUUCCUACAAGGAGUAAAUGACGACGAGUUGUUAAGAACACUUUAUGGGAGGGAUGGCGUACCUCCCACCAUAGACGAAAUCCUGAGGAUAGCCAAGGUGUCCAGAAACACCUACUCAAGAAACGAGUCCUCUUCUAAACCGCGAUCCGACUUCCCUAACUUGAGCAAAACGCCGGCAGAGAUCCUGGCCUCUGAAAACCUCAAGUUUAAUCCUCCAAAGCCGUUGAAGAACACUCCCAACAAAGACACCAGCAAUUACUGUGAAUACCACAAAGGGAGCGGCCAUGAUACCAACGACUGUUUUCAAUUAAAGAAGCAGAUCGAGUAUUUCGUGAAGGCGGGUAAGUUGGCUCAUCUGGUGCGAGAUAUAAAACAGGGCCCGCCUCCAAUCAAAAAAGAAAAUGAUAAAGGGGUGGGUAAGAGACAGCGAGAGCUAAACAUGGUGUACGCCGAUAAGGGAAAGGGGCUAAACGGAGUUUCUCCAUGCUCGAACCCUGGAUGCUGGCAACCAUGA
Helianthus annuus (common sunflower) is the source of this 768-nucleotide messenger RNA. RefSeq lists its product as uncharacterized. The record is from RefSeq and is a predicted model, not a curated record. NCBI's taxonomy places the organism in Eukaryota, Viridiplantae, Streptophyta, Magnoliopsida, Asterales, Asteraceae. The transcript has 2 exons. The coding region runs from base 1 to 768 and encodes 255 amino acids.